Brassicogethes aeneus is the source of this 2847-nucleotide messenger RNA. The record is from the annotation of a GenBank genome assembly. Lineage: Eukaryota; Metazoa; Arthropoda; Insecta; Coleoptera; Nitidulidae.
GUGACCUGCCUUGUUUGACAUUUGAGGAAUUUCUAGGUUAUGUCAUUAAAAAUGUCAAAUAAACAAUAACAAAUAUGGUAUAAAGAGCAAAUAAACAAACAUAAAGAUGCUUCCGUACUUAACACGCUUUAAAAACCCUUCUAAAAUCCUCUUGGCGGACUUACGAUGUAUGUCAACAAGUGCACCUUAUUUAAAAAGCUCCUCACAGGAGCCCUUACCGACACAAGCCCAAGUAGUUAUAGCAGGUGCAGGUGUAGUCGCAAAUUCUGUAGCCUAUCACUUAGUACAAAACGGAUGGAAUGACAUAGUAGUAGUAGAACAGGGUAAAAUAGGCAGCGGUACCUCACAUUUUGGCUCUGGCACUUUGGGCCUAUUUAAACCUAUAGCCCCAAGGAACCUUAUUAUGUACAGCAUAAAGUUAUAUCAAGAAUUACAACAAAUGGGGUAUGAUGUGGAAAUGAGGCAGUGUGGAAGCUUAAACUUAGCUACAACACCAGACAGAUUAAUUGUUUUAAAAAGAAGAAUUGCUUAUAAUAUACCAACAGGUUUACAUUGUGAACUUGUAGACAAAAAAGAAUUACAAGAACUACACCCUUAUUUAAAAGUCGACGAUAUUCUUGGGGCUGUUUGGGUGCCGGAAGAUGCUGUUAUUAACCCUAGGGCUAUCUGUGAUGUUUUGGCUAUGAUUGCACAACAAGGAGGGGCUAAAUAUGUUGAGGACACUUGUGUUAAUAGAGUACUUACGAAAAAUUCUGCUGUCUAUGCAGUGGAGACAGAUAGAGGCAAUAUAUUCUGUGAUUAUUUUGUUAAUUGUGCAGGAAUGUGGGCUCGGGAGCUGGGCUUAAAAUGUAAGCCACAGGUUAGAAUUCCAGCCUAUCCAGCACAACAUUUUUAUGCUACAACCCCACCAAUAGACACAGGUACCAAUUCUAUUCCCAUUGUAAGAGAUUAUGACAACCAAACUUACAUAAGGGGUUAUAAUGGAGGUUUUAUGGUGGGAUGGUUUGAAAAAGAAGCAAUUCCUGCCUUUGAAGACAGUAAAGUUCCAAAGGACUGGAAACGGCAUGUUAAAAAAGAUUUUAAACACAUACAGCCUCUAUGGGAAAAAGCGGUGGAAAGAAUACCGCGCUUGCGCAGUAUUAAGAAUCCGGAGGUUGUAAACUCGCCUGAUAAUUUCACUCCGGAUGGCAGAUGGGUGUUGGGGGAAGCACCUGAAGUAAACAACUAUUUUAUCGCGUGUGGAAUGAACGGCAAUAGUUUACAAGGGGCUGGCGGAAUAGGUAAGGCUGUAGCAGACUGGAUAAUAGAGGGGGAGCCAAAACAAGACCUUCUGCCUUUCAAUGUGCAAAGGUUUUUGGAUAUACACAAUAGCAGACCUUAUUUGCAACAAAGGGUGAAAGAGGUGGUGGGGAGGCAUUACAGCAUACUUUACCCCCACCAAUGCGAAUACAAGUAUGCAAGAAACUUAAGAUGCUCACCUUUGUACAGUGUUUUGGAGGAGAGAGGGGCUGUUUUUGGAAUUAAAAUGGCCUACGAGAGGGCCCUUUACUUUGAUUCUACUUAUAAAAAAGGUGAUGCGAAACCCAAAAUGCCCCCUGGAAGUUUUUUUAAGCCCAAAUUUUUCGAUUUUAUGAUGGAGGAAUAUUUAGCUUGCCGCGAGGGUGUAGGUAUUAUAGACAUGUCCUCGUUUUCAAAGAUUGAAAUAAAGUCAGGGGGUUCUGAAGUUGUGAGUUAUUUACAAAGACUUUGCUCAAAUGAUGUAGAUAUCCCCAUUGGUGCUAUAGUACAUACCGGGAUGCAAAAUGAAAGGGGUGGUUAUGAAAAUGACUGUAUGUUGGUCAGACAAAGUGAAAAUUGUUAUUUUAUGGUAUCACCAACUAGUCAACAAACCAGGGUGAAUGAGUGGAUGUCUAGAAAUUUACCAAAUAACACAACAACUGAUUUAAACGACGUAACCUCAAUGUAUACUGUAAUAAACGUGGUUGGUCCAAAAGCCAAUCAACUAAUCAAUGAGUUAUCCAAUAGCAAUUUAACUUUAGCACCGUUUUCCUAUAAAAAAGUCAACAUAGGUUACGCCUCUGACGUUAUGGUUAUGUCUUUUACACACACUGGGGAACCAGGAUAUUGCCUACAUGUUCCUUCAGAAUACGCAUUGCAUGUGUACUAUAAAUUAAUGACAGUUGGAAAAGAUUAUGGUGUUCGAGAUGUAGGUACUUUAACACAAAGAUUUAUGAGGAUAGAACGUUUCAUACCAUUUUGGGCUGAAGAAUUAAGCAGCUUUAUCACCCCUUUUGAGGCUGGAAAUGGCUACAGCGUCAGAUUAGACAAAAAAGAAAAUUUCAUAGGAAAGCCAGCAUUACAAAAACAAAAGGAGGAAGGGGUUAAAAAACAAUUGGUACUCUUUCAUUUAAAUAAUAUUGAUCCUGAUGUAGAUAUCUGGCCCUGGGGUGGAGAACCCCUAUACAGAAACAAUGAAUUUGUUGGGACUGUUACUUCAGCAGGGUACGGUUUUUCCGCCGACAAACUAAUUUGCCUCGGUUUUAUAAGUCGUCCAAAAUCGUCGGGCAAAAAAACAAUAACAGCGGAUUAUAUUUUAUCUAAAGACGCGUUCUAUCAAAUCGAUAUAGCCGGUCAUAGAUUCUCGCUAACCCCGUAUCUACAUGCUCCCACAAUACCGAACGCCGUAUCACCGGAAAAAAAAUACAAACCGACACUUAUUAAAUAUAAAAGUGAUAUUUCUCGAUAGAUUAUACAAUAUUUAGCUUCUAUUUAUUAAAUUAUUGACAAUUUGUACUAUUUAUUGUUUAUUUUAUUUUGUUGUUUUAUUAAAUAUUUCAAAAAAUUCAA